Labrus bergylta (ballan wrasse) is the source of this 5411-nucleotide messenger RNA. RefSeq names its product slingshot protein phosphatase 2b (gene ssh2b). NCBI's taxonomy places the organism in Eukaryota, Metazoa, Chordata, Actinopteri, Labriformes, Labridae. Gene Ontology annotation, biological process: actin cytoskeleton organization; negative regulation of actin filament polymerization; protein dephosphorylation. Gene Ontology annotation, cellular component: cytoplasm. The record is from RefSeq and is a predicted model, not a curated record. Gene Ontology annotation, molecular function: protein tyrosine/serine/threonine phosphatase activity; actin binding.
GCUUGUGCUAAAUAUGUCAACAUAUCGGCCUUCUCUCAAUAUUAGCCAACAAUACCGUGUGUUAUUAAAAAAAUCUUCAGUAUCGAUUUUCGAUAGAAGCAAAACGUCUGAUUAGUUCUUUCCAGAUUAUUAAAUUUAGUACCGCUCGACGAUCUUUUGUGUUUUCAAGUCCUCGGAGUGACCCCACCGCCCCACACUUCAUCGUAGUCUUUUGGUAACCACCACAGUCCGCCUCUGUAGCGCCUUGUCGCCGCCACUUGAGCAGCCAUGCCUCCCGGUGUUGAGACCGCGCCUCGGAGCACAUCCGCCGGCUGCUUCUGCGCCUGCUGCGGGGAGCAGAUGAGACCUUAUUUCACCGAGAACUCCGUGAUAUCUCAGGGGAACAUUUCUAAACUCAUCAGUGAAAGUUUCCUGACAGUUAAAGGAGCAGCUCUGUUCCUACCUCGAGGAAAUGGCUCCACCACAUCUUCCACCUCUCGCUUCUCACAGCUACGGAGCAAACACGCAGGAGACAUCCAGCAACAUCUACAAACCAUGUUUACUGUCCUCAGACCAGAGGACAACAUCAAACUGGCGGUUCGUUUGGAGAGUGUUCACUCUCAGGUCACCCGCUACAUGGUGGUUGUUUCAACCAACGGUCGUCAGGACACCGAGGAGAGCGUGGUGUUGGGAAUGGAUUUCAGUCCUGUAGAUAACUCUUGUUCUGUUGGUAUGGUUUUGCCUUUAUGGAGCGACACGUUGAUCCACCUGGACGGAGAUGGGGGUUUCAGUGUGUCAACUGAUAGCAGGGUGCAUGUAUUCAAGCCUGUUUCUGUGCAGGCCAUGUGGUCGGCCCUGCAGUCACUCCAUAAAGCGUGCGAGGUGGCUCGUUGUCACAACUACUUCCCAGGCAGCUUGUUCCUCACCUGGGUGAGCUACUAUCAGAGCAGGGUCUGCUCCGACCAGGUACGCAUCAAUGAGUGGAAUGCCAUGCAGGAUGUGCAGUCACACCGUGCCGAUUCACCAGUGCUCUUCUCUGACAUUCCUACAGAAAGAGAGCUGACUGAGCGGCAGAUCAAAUCCAGUUUAAGGGAGAUCAUGAUGCAGAAAGACCUCGAGAAUGUGACCUGCAAAGAGAUCCGAACAGCACUGGAAAUGCACAUGACAUGCAACCUGCGUGAGUUUAAGGAGUUCAUCGACAACGAGAUGAUUGUCAUCCUGGGCCAGAUGGACAGUCCUACAGAGAUCUUUGAUCACGUCUUCUUGGGAUCUGAGUGGAAUGCAUCCAAUUUGGAAGAGUUGCAGAAGAGUGGGGUUCAAUACAUCCUGAAUGUAACUAGGGAGAUCGAUAACUUCUUCCCCGGUGUGUUUGAGUACCACAACAUCCGUGUUUAUGAUGAGGAGGCGACAGACCUGCUUGCUUAUUGGAAUGACACCUAUAAGUUUAUAUCCAGAGCCAAGAAAGCUGGAUCAAAGUGCCUGGUGCACUGUAAAAUGGGUAUAAGUCGCUCUGCUGCCACAGUGAUUGCUUACGCCAUGAAGGAGUACGGCUGGGACUUGAAAAAAGCAUUUGAUUACGUGAAGGAGCGUCGAACUGUGACCAAACCUAACCCCUCCUUCAUGAGACAGCUGGAGGAGUAUCAGGGCAUACUGCUGGCCAGCAAGCAGAGGCACAACAAACUGUGGCGUUCUCACUCUGACAGUGAUCUAUCUGAGGCCCAUGAGCCGCUGUCCAAGUCUUACGCCCAACCACACAGCCUGGGUCACUCUGACCCGCAUAACCAGGCCAGCAGCGCGCCAAGCCCUUCUGUGAAAGAACUGCUGGAGUCACUGGGAACUCCAAUCAACAAAAGCAAAGCAACACACUCCACUAGCCAACCUGAUACAGGUAUCCAGUGCAACAAGCUCAGAUUUUCAGCCCCUGAAGGAGUGUUGGCAUCCAGCUUUGAGGCCCCUUCUCACUCUGCUGUAGUCCAGAUCAACAAGUUGGGAUCCCCCUGUCCCAAGUCGACAGCUGGAUCCGUGUCUCCCUUAUCUCCCCCCCUUUCUAAUGGCUCAUGUGACUCUGAGGAGCAGCCGUCAUCGCCUCCCCUUUCCCAGCCAAGGGCCGCCACUGUGGUGCCCGAGCUUCAGAAAACAGAUAUGGUGACUGUUGCACAAAGUGUUUUAGUGGGCCAGCCUCACCCGCCUCCAUCCUUCCACCACAUCCCCCUCUCCCCUGCUCCAUCCCCAACUCCAGCCUGCAUGGACGAGGUUGGCAAACCACAGGUGCUAUCCUGCUCUCUGCCUGUGAUAAAACCCAUACUUGUAUCAGUGCCUGAGCCCACGACAACACAAGCACCAAGCACGCACCAAGCAGGACCCCAAUGUCUGUCUGCACCAGUGCCUGUCAAAAAAACAGUCUCUGACCAACAGAUGUGUAUAGUAGCCCAUUCUUCCUCCACUAGUGAUUUGAUCAGCUACCCCAGUGCCAUUCCACAGGACAGUGAGAUGUUGUUUGGACACAGUGCAGACCACAUCAACUUUUUCAGUGCCAGGGAAAAGUUUAAAGGAAUGAGUCAAGAUGGUAAAAGUCACUGUGCUGCUGUACAGCAGCCGCCCCAGCCGAAGAGUUGUGGAAAGGAACAGCAACCUCCACUUCAGGAGGUCCCGAUUAGUGGCGGGAAGGAGGAAGGAAAAUUGAAGGAAAUGAUGGUUCCUGUGCAGAUCACAGAGCACGCAUCUCAAGGCCUUCUUAGUCAACCAGCACCUCAGGGCCCCGAGGACCAGGAAGCUAGGAAGUUGAGGCAGGAAUCGGAGGUUGCAGAUGUUUUGAUAAACAAGGAAGCUGAGAAUGUUAAAGAGGAAGUGAGGAACAAAGAAGAGGAGGAGGAGGCAGAUCCUGCUUGUCUCCACAGCGACUUGACAAGGGUGUCCGUGCGACGUGUCACCAAACAGCUGGAGCAGAUAAUGAAACAGGAGCAUGAGACGCCAUCACUCUCCUCAUCUCCACCAUCCCUCUCAAGCAGCGUAUCUUCUUCUCGGCGGAAUCCACCUAGUGUCACCCCUUUUACAAUGUCUAGUACCCAGGAUACAGCCGUUGGUUCACAGGUGUCAGAUGUUAGCAGCAUGCAGGAGGAGCAAGAAGAUGUGAUGGAUGGACCAGUUAAGAGGGACAGUGGAGAUUUAAUUGAGUUGAGUGAUCUAGGAAAUACUCACAGAAGCACAAAAGGACAAAAACACCAGCCUGCUGAUACUAGAAAGCUCUCUACCUCUUCCCCUUUCCUCAGCUCUGCCCACUCCCCAUUUGCCUCAGUGAACUUCCUGUGUUUGGAGGGCGUGACAGAGCUCGAGUCAGGCACAGACUGGGAGUGCUCCACAGAUGGACCUCAAGGUGACAUUAUCAUGAGGGAGACGUGGGAGACAUUGUGCGAGCUCGGUGCCUUCCUGCAGCAGGUGAGCAUGGGCGGAAUCUGCUGUGUGGACCAGGUUUUUGGGCUCAGUGCUGGAACCACUCCAAAGCGAGGCAGCAGCAUCCAGAAAAGGGUCAGAGAAGUGGAAGCCAGGAUUCGCCAGGCUGGACUGACCCCCCCGUCUCUUAUGAAGCGCUCAGCCUCUUUGGCAAAACUGGGCUGUCUGGAGUUGCUCGCAAAUGACCUGAGUGAGUGGGAGCUCAGCCGCACCUCGGUAGCUCCAUCUACAGCAGAACCUUCAACCCACUCCGUUAGCGACGAGUCUAAGAAACAGCGGGUCCACAACUCUCCCCCCUUAGCCCAACAGCAACCAGAAAGCCUUGUUAUUGAUGCAGAGAGCCUUGAUAAGGAUCAUGAAACCUCUCCACCUGCACAACCUCCAGCAUCAUAUCCACAGGGACUACCUAACUCUGACCAAGACUCUCUGCAUUUACCUGGGCUGAUGCUAAUGACAGCAAGGCAGCAAUAUGGAAGGACUCAUCCCCUGAGGCGGCUUAAAAAAAGAACUGCUAGUAGUACCCUUUACCACACCAUGUAACCCUCACCAUGUGUGUUUGUGUUUUGUGUGUGUGUGUGUGUGUGAGAGGGAGAGAACGAGAGAACGAGCACAAAUCAAGUGCAUAUGUUUGAUUUAUUCAGCGAAAACAAACCAGUGCCUCUUGCCUUAAAGGAUGUGUUAAGUUGUUUCUUAUCUGUAUGCUUUUCCCAUGAAGAUCUGCGAUAUGAGGCUCAGUGAAUGAACAGUGAAAAGGCUAUGAUGGUUGUGUUCAUUGAAAUAGGGGAAAUUGGAAGAAUGAUGGGUUAUCAACAUUUUUCAGAAAGGAGCAAAAACAAUCAUUCCAAUGACCAUCGUGUUUCCGAUGCUAACAGCCUGAGCCUGCACAUAUUCAAUCAUGGCUGGUUUCACAGUUAUCAACUUGAUAUAAAUGUACUUGAUCUCUGUUGGUUGGCUGAAUAAUCCAACCUGAUCUUAGGUGGAAUGUAGCCUCUGUUAUCCACUUCUUGUCUUUUCUUGUCUCAUCAUCAAAAUGUGCUUGUUGUACUGGGUUGCAAACAAAAAAAAAAAAAAGAUGCAGUUUUCUUCUGGUACAAUCUGAUGUGUAAAUUAACUGGCUGACAAAACAAACCUUCACAAUCGGUUCAAAAUGUACAUGUAAAGAUGAAGUUGGAAUGAUUUAUCAGAGACUUUGUCUUGAGACCUUUUUUGCUAGCAGCAGUGUAUCCAAACCAUAGACUGUAUACACAAAGGGACAGCAUGCCUCAGCCUCCUUCCAUUGAACAGGAUGAAGCCAGAAUAUCAACAUUGCGCUGCUUCCACUAAAAUUAAACGAAAAUUGGCAGAUGAAAUGGCAAGAAAUCCCUCAGGUGGGUACAGUCCACAGUGGAACAGAUUUUUGUGCCGAUUUGAAGCAGACACUCAUUUAUGUAAAUUAAAUGACUCUUGUGUUGGUGUUCAUUUACCUUUACUUUAGCUGUUUCUGCUGUACUCUGUUAGUCUGGUGCCCAGUGCUGCAGGACAGCAUUCAUCAACAGAGUUUCAAUCAUGGCAGUUAAUGCUGGUUCUAGCAUCAAAAUAAUUCAAAAGAAACAUCUGUGAAACAGGAUGACUUGAACACAAAACAGCAUGAUAAUGAUAAAUAUCAUGACUAAACCAGAGUGAAGAAAAAUGUAUCUGACGGGCAUUUAGAGUUUAUAGUUUGACACAUUUCCUAUCUGUUUACUCUGUUAAUAGAGGCCGGUUUGUGACCUAUUCAACAGGAGUUUUACAUCUUUUGACGCCUUCACUCCCGGACAGCUGUUUCUCCGUCCAUCUUAAUAUGCAGUCUAUAAUCCAAGCACAAAAGAGAUCAGCUAAAACCACAGCCACAUCAGAUGAGUCGCUUUCUCAGAAAUGUGUAUCCAGAGAUGGCAACAGGAAUAUCAACUGAAAACGUUUGCAUAGCUGUAAAGAACUUUGUUGAAACAAGUGUGUGAGAAAAA